CAACCUACCGCGACCUCACAAGCCCACCCCCUCCAACACAAAUCAAACGCUAACCAAUUCGCCGUGACCAUCCCUUCGCCGGCGACGCCCGCGAUGUCUAAUGCCGCCGCGGCGUCCCUCCCGCCGCCGCCGCCGGAGGUGGCGCACCUCGUGGAGCAGCUCCAGCGACACCAUCUCGCCCCCGACUCCUCCCUCCUCUCCAACUCCGCCCACUCCGACCUCCUCCAGGCGCGCGAGGAGGUUGCAGCGGAGCGCGCGCUCUACCUCGAGGCCCUGGCCGUGUACGCGGAGGCGGUGGCCAUGGUGGAGGAGUACCAUGCGGCAGGCGGCGCCGGCGCCGGCAAGAAGCUCAACUGCUCCCCACAGGUGUAUGAGUCUUUGGAGCACCGUUUGGCUGUGGCGGAGGCAGCACAGAGGUUGAGGCUCCCACUGCUCUCGCAGGACGGGGAGGUGCAUGAGGAGGAGAUCGAAAAGCUGAGCACUUUAUCAAGGAGCUCAUUUGAUAGUACUGUAACAAGUGCCACACCCAGUUCAAGUUCAAUCUCAACAAGUUACAAUAAUUAUAGCAGCACUGCUAGUGCGGUGACUGUUGGCGCUGUCCAUAGUAGUGGUAGUUUGGAGCCAUCUGAACCUGGGGUUGGUGGUGUUCCUGAUCGUUUUCUUGGAAUCACAUCUGAUUAUCUCUAUCAGGUGCAACAAGAGCAGCCAGCCAUGUCUAUGGACAUGGUCGAUUAUCAGAGAACUUUGGCUAGGGAGAUUGAGGCCCGAUUGGAAGCCAAGUGUGAUGCUUUAGCUGAUCUAUUUGCUAUGGACGAAAGGGGUCAAUUUUCAUCCUCCCUUCCUCUUUAUAUUAUGCAAUAUAUCUUGGAUUCAUCGUCAAUCAGUCAAAUUUCAAGUGCCAGGCUUCCAGAAAGGGUGAAGUUAAUAAUCGAAGAGAUAGAAAAGGAAGAGGCACUUCUACUGGAGGAUCUUUCUUCGAUGGACAGGAAAUUUGCUGAACAUUAUAAUGUCCUGGAGCAAAUUCUUGCUGUGCUUAUACAGUUCGUUAAAGACAAGAAAUUGGAACAUCAGCAUCAAUACGAUGAUAUGAAGAAGACCUGGCUUGUCAAAAGGUGUCGGACAAUGAAUGCUAAACUAAGCUAUCUGGAGCAUCAUCUCCUGCGUGACACCUACACCAAGGAAACAGUACCAGCACUACACAGGAUCAGGAAGUAUCUUGUAGAGGCGACGAAAGAAGCAUCCAAUUCUUAUAAUGAAGCGAUUUCACGAUUACGUGAGUAUCAGGGUGUAGAUCCGCAUUUCGAUGUAAUUGCAAGGCAGUACCACGAGAUUGUAAAGAAACUGGAGGGCAUGCAGUGGACAAUUCACCAGGUGGAAAUGGAUCUGAAACCUCACCAUGAUCACGCAGCCAUCUGAAACCCAUUUUUUCGUGGAGACAAUGUUUGUCCCCGAAAUUCCGUUGAUGUAAGUUUGUUGGUGCUGUCUUGUGAUUGACUUGACGUUUUGUUGCUCCAGACCUAUCAAGGCGGAUAGCAAAUAGCAUCUUAUGUAAAGUUUCACUCGAACACCCAAUGUAUAUGGAGACUGCUUGAACUUUUUGCCCAGAAGAAUUGUGUUUGU
Molecule: messenger RNA, 1620 nt
Organism: Phragmites australis (common reed)
Lineage: Eukaryota; Viridiplantae; Streptophyta; Magnoliopsida; Poales; Poaceae
Product: AUGMIN subunit 4-like
Exons: 13
Coding region: 94-1416 (440 amino acids)
Biological process (GO): spindle assembly
Cellular component (GO): HAUS complex
Molecular function (GO): microtubule minus-end binding
Source: RefSeq, a predicted model, not a curated record